CACAGCACAGUAUACAGCAUUGUGAUGGAUACUUGCAAAGUAAUUUGUGACACCUUGCUCAAUGAAAUGAUGCCAACCCCUACUGAGGACACGUGGAGAAGUAAUGCUAAAGAGUUCUACACACGGUGGAAUUUUCCGAAUUGUUUAGGAUCCAUAGACGGAAAGCACGUUGUAAUUCAAGCACCACCAAAUACUGGGUCACAGUAUUUCAAUUACAAGAAAUCUUUCUCAGUGGUCCUAUUAGCCUUGGUAGACGCCCAGUACAACUUUGUUAUGGUUGACGUGGGUGCUUACGGCAAAAACAGUGAUGGAGGAAUUUUCUCCAGUACCAACUUUUGCAAGGCUGUUGAGAGAGAAGAACUGAGCAUCCCAAGUAGUGAAAAUUUGCCGCAGACGACCAUGGAAGUGCCAUACGUCAUGGUGGGGGACGAGGCAUUUCCUUUAAAGACCUAUCUGAUGAGGCCUUAUCCCAAAAACGAUUUGGACGAUGAAAAAUACAUUUUCAAUUACAGAUUGAGCCGUGCUAGAAGGGUAGUUGAAAAUGCUUUUGGAAUUUUGUGCCAGAAAUUUCGUAUUUUUAACAGACGAAUUCAAGCUGCCCCAGAGAAUGUAGACUUCAUUAUUUUGACAACCUGCAUCCUUCAUAACUUCAUUAAAAAAUAUGAUAAGGACACACACAACAAUGAAAGAGUGGAAGACAUUGAAGUAACGGGAAGCUCGUCGAUCAGCAACUUGCCAAAUCAAGGUGGAAAUGCGAGGAGGGAUGCUUUCGAGGUGAGAGAAACUUUCAAAAGUUAUUUCAACUCGGAAGCUGGAAUGGUUCCAUGGCAGUGA
Messenger RNA from Macrosteles quadrilineatus (aster leafhopper), 834 nucleotides. RefSeq lists its product as uncharacterized. The record is from RefSeq and is a predicted model, not a curated record. The transcript has a single exon. Lineage: Eukaryota; Metazoa; Arthropoda; Insecta; Hemiptera; Cicadellidae. The coding region runs from base 25 to 834 and encodes 269 amino acids.